This is a messenger RNA of Soboliphyme baturini, 363 nucleotides long. The record is from the annotation of a GenBank genome assembly. NCBI's taxonomy places the organism in Eukaryota, Metazoa, Nematoda, Enoplea, Dioctophymatida, Soboliphymatidae.
GAGCAGAUGUCUGAAGCAUGCACGGAGGACUAUAGAGAAGCGAUGGUCGAAACGAAAUCCUGUCUGAGAAACAGUAGCACGGCUGGUCUUCUGACGCUAGUGAAAAAACUAACUGGCAGCAUUAACACCGGCAAAGCCCAGAAGCUAAUGGAACAAUGCACCAAGGACUUGAAUGGCUUCUACGACCACAACAAAGCAAAAGAAAUGAAAGAAUUCAUGGGUAAAAUCGCCUCAGAAAUUGCACCCCAAAGAAACGGAAACAGGGGAAAGCCGGAAGUGGCGAUGGUUGCACUAUUAGCACUAAAAGCCCUGCAGGAAGGAAUACUUGCACCCAUCGAGUCUCUGCAAGUCAGUUGUGACUAG